AUGCCUUUGUCCCAAGUCGAUUUUAUAUCAGAUAAUGCUUUGAUGGCCCAUGAGGUUCUUUCAUUCACGAAUGCUUCUAAAGCCCGAAGACGUUUUUAUGCUGCAUUGAAACUGGAUACGAAUAAGGCUUACGACAUAAUUGGAUGGGAUUUUUUUCUCAGGGUAUUACAGUCCUUUGGUUUUCCUCCAUACUGGAUUCACAUCAUUCGUCAGUGUAUGUUUACAGUCUCCUACCAGGUGUUGGUCAAUGGUGAUCCUUCACCACCUUUCCUUCCUCAUUUGUGGUCUUCGUUAGGGGGAUCCUCUUUCCUCCUACAUGUUUGUUCUUGCAUGGAGGUUCUUUCUGCUAUGCUUCGUAGGGCGGAGGAUCAAUCUCUUUUUCUGGGUAUUCAAAUUUCUAGAGGGGCUCUGUCUAUUUCUUAUCUGCUACAUUCGCUUUCCAGGAUGAGCUACAGGCUUUGGGGCCUUCAGGCAGCUAUCCACAGCGGGUUUAAUCGUCUUUUGAUUUAUACAGAUAGCGCUAAUAUGGUUUCGUCUCUUCAACAUGUUCGUCCAGCAAAGGUCUCAUGCUUAUGGUUAUUGGGUGAUAUUCGCCAUCUUCUUGAGGGCCUCUCUGUUUGCAAGAUCAUUGGCUAG
Messenger RNA from Chenopodium quinoa (quinoa), 636 nucleotides. RefSeq lists its product as uncharacterized. The record is from RefSeq and is a predicted model, not a curated record. NCBI's taxonomy places the organism in Eukaryota, Viridiplantae, Streptophyta, Magnoliopsida, Caryophyllales, Amaranthaceae. The transcript has 2 exons. The coding region runs from base 1 to 636 and encodes 211 amino acids.